This is a messenger RNA of Engraulis encrasicolus (European anchovy), 911 nucleotides long. It is a transcript of the gene rab4b, whose product is annotated as RAB4B, member RAS oncogene family. Lineage: Eukaryota; Metazoa; Chordata; Actinopteri; Clupeiformes; Engraulidae. The transcript has 8 exons. The record is from RefSeq and is a predicted model, not a curated record. Gene Ontology annotation, biological process: Rab protein signal transduction; regulation of endocytosis; vesicle-mediated transport. Bases 173 to 814 code for a protein of 213 amino acids. Gene Ontology annotation, molecular function: GTP binding; GTPase activity. Gene Ontology annotation, cellular component: plasma membrane; recycling endosome; insulin-responsive compartment.
GAGGCUGCGGUAGUGGAUAGCUUAUUUAGCUGGCUGCUUACUUUCGUCAUCAGGCAGGUAGCCAGUGUUGUUACUUAACCAGAAACAUAGGGGAUUGCUAUCCGACAAGUACCCCGUUUUCUGGAGGAGACGUAAUUUCAUUCAAUCAGUUGGAGUCCCCCAGGUCGGCGACAUGUCAGAGACAUACGAUUUCCUCUUCAAGUUCCUGGUGAUUGGCAGUGCAGGAACGGGGAAGUCGUGCCUCCUGCAUCAGUUCAUUGAGAGCAAGUUUAAACAGGACUCCAACCACACCAUCGGAGUAGAGUUCGGCUCGCGGGUCGUCAACGUGGGCGGCAAAACAGUCAAGCUGCAGAUCUGGGACACGGCAGGACAGGAACGCUUCAGGUCUGUGACGCGCAGCUACUACCGUGGAGCAGCUGGAGCCUUGCUGGUCUAUGACAUCACAAGUCGGGAGACGUAUAACGCGUUGACCAACUGGCUGACAGACGCCCGCACGUUGGCGAGCCCCAACAUCGUGAUCAUCCUGUGCGGCAACAAGAAGGACCUGGACGCCGACCGAGAGGUCACCUUCCUCGAGGCCUCCCGAUUCGCUCAGGAGAACGAGCUGAUGUUUCUGGAGACGAGCGCUCUGACUGGAGAGAACGUGGAGGAGGCCUUUCUCAAAUGCGCUCGCACCAUCCUCAACAAGAUAGAGUCAGGGGAGUUGGAUCCGGAGCGUAUGGGUUCUGGUAUCCAGUACGGUGACGCGUCUCUUCGUCAGCUACGGCAGCCCAGAGGAACAGCAGCGCAGAACAAACAACAAUGCAGCUGCUAGGACACACACACACACACACACUCCCAUACAGCCCUGGUCCGUGUGUUUCUGGGUUUGAUACCGUCCCCCCGUCCCCCCUCCCUCUCUUCUCUGGGAC